Molecule: messenger RNA, 1990 nt
Organism: Trachemys scripta elegans
Lineage: Eukaryota; Metazoa; Chordata; Testudines; Emydidae
Gene: SOX13
Product: SRY-box transcription factor 13
Exons: 14
Coding region: 109-1959 (616 amino acids)
Biological process (GO): regulation of transcription by RNA polymerase II; cell fate commitment
Cellular component (GO): nucleus
Molecular function (GO): DNA-binding transcription factor activity, RNA polymerase II-specific; RNA polymerase II cis-regulatory region sequence-specific DNA binding
Source: RefSeq, a predicted model, not a curated record
AGCUGGGGCUUUGAGGAAAAACACUGAAAAUUGCAAGACUUGCGAUAAAAUUGAAAGAGUUGCCGACACCGCAGUCACUAGAUCUGAGUUCUGUGUAACUGGAUCCCAAUGAUGUCCAUGAGGAGCCCUGUUUCUCCCCACCUGGAACUCGAUGGAGCCGGGAACAUGGUGAACUGCACCAUCAAGACGGAAGAGAAGACAGAUAGCUGCCAUGAGUCCCCCCAGGGAGCACCCACUGGCUCCGAUCCCCACUCCAGCGAUUUGCAUGGAGUGCCGCUGUCGCUGAGAGAGGGUGCUGACCCCCGGACUCUUCCACAGGAAUCCCGGUCUCCUGUGAGCAAUGCGUUAGAUUCCAGGAGGUCUGCGUUUGAGCCUGCUGUCAGCAGCCAGGAAAAGUUAGAUUUCAACAGAAACUUGAAAGAGGUUAUGCCAACCAUUGAGAAGUUACUCUCCAGCGACUGGAAAGAAAGGCUUCUGGGUAGAAACACCAUGGAAUCCAAAGAGGUGAAAGGAACCCAGGAGAGCUUAGCGGAGAAGGAGCUGCAGUUGCUUGUCAUGAUCAACCAGCUCUCCACCUUGCGGGACCAGCUUCUGACGGCCCAUUCGGAGCAGAAGAACAUGGCAGCCAUGCUGUUUGAGAAGCAGCAGCAGCAGAUGGAGCUGGCUCGGCAGCAGCAGGAGCAGAUUGCCAAGCAGCAGCAGCAGCUCAUUCAGCAGCAGCACAAGAUUAACCUGCUGCAGCAACAGAUCCAGCAGGUCAAUAUGCCCUAUGUCAUGAUUCCAGCCUUUCCUCCCAGCCACCAGCCUCUCCCCGUGACCCCAGACUCCCAGCUAGCGCUUCCCAUCCAGCCCAUCCCUUGCAAACCAGUGGAGUACCCCAUGCAGCUGCUGCACAGCCCUCCCCCUCCGACGCUGAAGAGACCCGCCGGCUCAGGCCACCUCCAGAUGCAGGAGUCUUCACAGCCACUGAACCUAACGGCCAAACCCAAAAGCUCUGAGCUCUCCAGUGCCUCCAGCUCACCCAGUCUGAAGAUGAGCAGCUGCCGAUCCCUCACUCCUAACCACGGGGUCACGAGAGACCUUCAGUCCAGCCCUCCCAGUCUGCCUCUGGGAUUUCUGGGAGAGGGGGACGCCAUCACUAAAGCACUCCAGGAUGCACGGCAGCUCCUGCACUGCCAUAGCGGGGCGACGGAGAGCUCUCUGAAUAAUCCCUACCGGAAGGACCAAAUGGGCUUGGAUUCCUCACCCACGAAGGAGCGGAUGGAGGAGACGUGCAUGCACAGACUGGACGAGUCCAUGUUAACCUGCGAUAUGGAUGGCUCACGACACUUCCCCGAGUCCAGGAACAACAACCACAUAAAGCGGCCCAUGAAUGCUUUCAUGGUGUGGGCCAAGGACGAGAGGCGGAAGAUUUUGCAGGCCUUCCCGGACAUGCACAACUCCAGUAUCAGCAAGAUCCUGGGGUCCCGGUGGAAAUCGAUGACGAACCAAGAGAAGCAGCCCUAUUACGAGGAGCAGGCCCGGCUGAGCCGGCAGCACCUGGAGAAGUAUCCCGACUACAAAUACAAGCCGCGGCCAAAGCGCACCUGCAUCGUGGAGGGGAAGCGGCUGCGCGUGGGCGAGUACAAGGCGCUGAUGAGGAACAGACGGCAAGACACCAGGCAGGGCUACUUGAUAGCGCCCCCGGGCAGUCAGAUGCAAGCCUCUUCAUCGGAUGUCCUGUACCAGAGGCCGGUGGGCAUGCAGCUGGCGCCGCCGCUGGUGGAGCACUACCUGCCCCGCAACAUGGACCCCAACAUGCCCGUCAUCGUCAACACGCGCAGCCUCAAGUCGCAAGAGGGUGACGGCGGGGAGGACGGGCACUCGGUGGCGGAUGGCGAGAUGUACCGGUACAGCGAGGACGAGGACUCCGAGGGCGAGGACAAGAGCGACGGGGAGCUGGUGGUGCUCACAGACUGAGCAGAGGGCGGGGGUGGGGUGGGGCGCGCGC